AAUGAAAAGAAAAAAGAUGCCUCCCUACGUUUUCUUGUGAUAUUACUAAUGUUAUCUAUAUCGACGUAUUUAUCAAUCAAUUUGGGCACCAUAGAUACCUUGGGCACUUUGUUGUUUUACAUUUCUAUAGUGAUCUGUGUUUUACAGUAUUACGAUCUGUGGCCUUUAUUUGACGUCUGUGUGUUCCAUAAAAUAAAUACAAGUUGUCAAAAAAAUAUCACGCAUUUGUAGACAUUUGCAGACGGUAUCACAAUAAAAUAUAAUCAUAGAAUUUUUCGGAUUUAAUUGGAUAUCGAUUAUUAGGAACGGUGGUUAGUUGUGUAAAUGUUAACAUAUAAAACACUUGAAACUUUCAAUCAUACAGUUUGCCUUUGCAAUUGAUGGCCCUCAUGUUAAGGUAAAUAAAGUUGUCCAUCAUGGACUCAUUGCCAACCAGAGCACAGGGUGCUAGUCCAGGAGUCAACAGUGUCAAGAGCGAUGACAGCAGUCCACGCCAUGACCCCAACCGGGGCUCGCCUCCGCCAAACUGUGCAAUAUGCCUCGGCACUUGCAGAAACAAAUCCUUCACAGACUCCUGCCUUCACCAGUUCUGUUUUAAAUGUCUAUUAACUUGGAGCAAGGUCAAAGCAGAGUGUCCUCUAUGCAAACAGAAUUUUAGGUCAAUUAUUCACAAUGUCCAGUCAAACCAUCAGUAUGAAGAGUAUAUGGUGGAGCAGCGGCAUACAGAGGAACUGGCGGAGCGGAUCGAUAUUGACCUCACCGCAGCUAGAAGAUUUAGAUACAGGACUACGCUGACGCUGCCGCGGCAGGACACCAUCGCCAUCCAGCAGCUGCUGCUGCACCACUACCCCAUGGUGGCGGAGCUGUUCCCGGCGCCGCCGCCGCGCCGCCGCUCGCCCGCCUCCUUCCGCCGCACCGUGUACCGCUACAACCUGUGGGCGCGCCCGCUGCCCGACUUCACGCGCCGCUUCCGGGACUGCUCGCCAGACUUCUAUAGGAACAACACAUCACAAAUGCACCGGCUGGUUCCCUGGCUGAACCGAGAACUUCACUACUUGCUGAACGAGAACGUCGGCCACAUCGCCUACGUCGUGGCGCGGAUACUGGAGCUGUUGCCGCAGUACGGCAUCAACUCCGCCGAGUUCAGGGAAGCCCUGCGCCGGUACUUCGGCGACAACACCGACCACUUCCUGCACGAGCUGUACUGCUUCGCGUCCACGCCCUACGACAUGAACGGCUACGACCGCAACGUGCAGUACACCACCGACAACACCAUCUCCACUAUGGUCAACGAGGUCCUCUCCAGCUCCGAGUCCGAGGCCUCCGUGGACUCCGACAUCGUGAUGAUCUCGAGCUCCUCCCCCGCCGACCCGCCGCCCGGCCCCUCGCGCGCGCCCGCGCCCGUCUACCCGCAGAGCUACAUCACCCAGCCGCCCGCCGACAGCGUCAUACCCAUAGAGACGAUAUCGCAGUCCGACACGGACGACGACUCGUCCGAGGUGAUGGUGGUCGGCUACAUAAAGCCGCCGCAGGACCGCACGCCGGAGGUGGUGGACCUGCUGGGCUCGGACAGCGACGUGAUGCUGCAGGACAUCGCGCUGCCGGACGAUGCGCCCGACGCGGACGAGCGCCCCGCGCCGCUCGUGAAACUGACGCUGACGAGACGAGACGCGCCCGACUCGGACAGCGAGAGCGCCUACACGCCGAGCUCGUCCCCGCCGCGGACGAGCGCGCCGCGCCGCAAGCGACGCUACCAGUCGGACGGCAGCUCCGCCGACUCGCGCUACUCGCCGCCCGCCUCCCUCUCCCCCGCGUCCUCCUCCUCCUCCUCGCACUCGUGCUUCAGCUCGGACAGCUCGGACGGCUCGUCCGCGCGGAGCUCCCGCACCGCGGUGAGGCGGCGCAAAUUGGACAGACGAAGUAAAAGUAACACAAAGAAGCGUCGCACCCAUCGCAAACAUAAAAAGGACUCGAGUUCGUUGUCCGGCAGAGAGAAGUGCAAACGCAAAUCUCAUAGUGGAAAAGGUGUGAAGUCGUCGAAGAGACCGGCGGUGGAGGCCGAGCGGGCGCCGGAGCAGCCCGGGACGAGUGGCCGGAGCGCCCCGGAGCGGAGCCGUCGGUGGAGCCGCGACAGCAAGAGACUAAAGAGCGUGGUCAACGUUAUAAAUAGCCAAGCGAACUCGGAGACGUCGUCAGUCAGCGAGCAGCGGCCGCUCGACUCGGACUCGGACGACGACCUGCCGCUCAACCUCAGCGUUAAGAGAGAUACGCGCAAGUAGAUAGGCACGAGAAUGAAAUGGAACAUUGUGAUAAUUUUAUAUAUUAUUAUUAUUUAAUACAUUAAUUAAUUUUAUUAAAAGUGGAGCCGGAUCUCAGAGCUGAUUUAAAAUUUACUUUCAAUCUAACGGAAGUAUUUCUUUCUAAGAACGAUCUUAUUAUUAUAAUAUAUUAUUGGUAUGCAUUUUUUUAUUAGCAGUAAUUUCUAGCUGAUAAUAAUUGUGUAAUUAAACCCUCGGUAUGUCACCUGUAUGUAUGGAAUAUUUAAAUACAAAUCUAGACGACUAAUUUACACUGUGAAUGAAUUUCAAAUAUAUGGUCUAUGUUUACAAUGCCAGUUUGUACAUAUUAGUUUUUAAGAUGUCCGAAAUUAUUAACUUACCAACAACUAUCAUAUUAUUGUUUUUUUUUUCAUUAAUUCUAAAUCAAUUCAUAUUCUCUAAUUAUCUCAACAAUACUAUUUAAUCGAAAUUUGUACAUACGUUAUUUACUGAAAUCAGAAAUGAAUUAACCUUUAUUAUAUGUGAUUAGAUACAGUUGGAAGGUCUUCUAUUAACAGCAACAAUGAAUUCGUGUCUUUAAAUUCAAAAUCAAUUACUGUUCUGUGAUCACUUGAAAUCAUUGAAAUGUGUAGAUACUUUUAUUUAUUUAAAUCGUGUUUCUUUUCAAUCAUCAUCAACAUUAACGACCCAUAUUCGGCUCACUGCUGAGCACGAGUCUCCUCUCAGAUUAAGAGAGGCUUAGGCCAAUAGUAAACCACACUGGCCCAUUGAUUUUACGGAUCUCCAGACUUCACAUAUGUAGAGAGUUUAGAAAAUUCUCAUUUCCUCACGUGUUUUUACUUUAACGCAUAAGACACUUAUGUAAACUAAAUAGGAAAACUUUUUGUUUGUUUGUAGUCUCAGAAACUACUAGAUCAAUUUAAAAAAAUCUUUCACCAAUGGACAACUACAUUAUCAGCGAAUUACCUACUAUGUAGGAACUACUCAGGUGAAGACGUGUGGGUCGAAUGUUAUUAUUGGAUACAGUCCAAAAUUUUUAUUUCAACAAUAAAAUAAUUAUUUUAUGGUGUUUUCACUCAAUGAAAUCAAAAUCAAAAAUUCUAUAAAUAUCUACUUCGGAAGUUAUUUUUCAAUUGCAAUUUUAUUUCAAAGAUCUUAUACUAUUAGAUAUGUUACUAACGCGUCGAAACUGAGGCAGACAAAAGUGGCUAAUUGUCUUGAUUUCAUUUAGUAGCUUUGUAAAGUUAUUUAAAUAAAUACCUAAAUAUUGUCUUCAAUGUCUAGUUGUGUGUUCGGGAAGUGUAAAAACUAUUUAUACCCAAUUAUAUAUUAUAUAAUGUAAGUAAACACAAAAUUGUGCAUGUCUGUCUCAGUGGAGUAGCUAAAUUCGGAUCACUUUUUGCCGUGAUUUUGUAGGCACGUAUCAUAUCUAUAGUAUAAAAUAAUCUUUGCUUUAUUUACUUGAAUCAAGAAUGAAUUGACUUGUAUUAUAUAAAUUGGAUACAAUAAGUUGGUGUACAAAUACAUAUAUCGAAAAUAUUAAUAUUUUGAUAAUAAGGUACUAUUAGAUUUCGUUUUAAAAUACGGGUAUUUCAAUUCUCAAUUGAAUAUUCCAUUGAUGUUUUGGUGUUGUGUAACAAUUACAUCUAAAUGUUACAAGUAAACUUGAGAUACUUAAUUUAUGUCGCUUACGAUGUUACAAAAUGAUUUACUGACUCUGCUGAGCACGUCUGAAUGUGGUAGAUAUUUAUAAAUGUUAGAUAUAUAACACUAAUGUACAGAACGAUGUCGGGUAAUUCGGGGGUGCUUAGCAAAGUAUGCCUCAAUAAAAUUAAACUUAAUGAG
Molecule: messenger RNA, 4124 nt
Organism: Bicyclus anynana (squinting bush brown)
Lineage: Eukaryota; Metazoa; Arthropoda; Insecta; Lepidoptera; Nymphalidae
Gene: Topors
Product: E3 ubiquitin-protein ligase Topors
Exons: 5
Coding region: 417-2279 (620 amino acids)
Biological process (GO): protein monoubiquitination; protein polyubiquitination
Molecular function (GO): metal ion binding; ubiquitin protein ligase activity
Source: RefSeq, a predicted model, not a curated record